GUGUGUGAGUGUGUGUAUGUGUCUGUGUGCGCAUGUGUGUAUGAGUGCGUGUGCCAGUGCAAGAAUAAAAAAUCUACUUUGGCGUUUUUUCCUGCUUUCCCUCUACUCCUGGCUUUUUAUUGGAGGAAAUGUGGUCAGCUGACAUUGUCAUCUUGUCCAUCUUGGAGCGAGGCUUCAGAAACAACAUUCGGUUGUGUGCACAGUGUCUUUAUUGGCGCCCGGAAAUAAAUUAUAAAGAAAUCAUAUAGCUCGAGCACUUCCAUUAAAAGAUAGACUGACCAAACGAAAGUGAGUGAGUGAGUGACUGCAAGAGAGACCGGAGAGAGAGAGAGAGCAGUGAGAGUAAGGGAGGGAGGGAGAGAGAAAGAGUGGGAGCAAGGGAUAGAGAGGAAAGGUAUGAAUUCCUAUUUCGCAAACCCGUCGCUCUCAUGCCAUUUAGCCGGUGGCCAGGAGGUUCUACCCAACGUGGCCCUAAAUUCAACCACCUAUGACCCGGUUCGGCACUUCUCGUCGUACGGCGCAGCUGUGGCGCAGAACCGGAUAUACUCAUCGCCUUUCUACUCUCCACAAGACAACGUAGUUUUCGGCUCCGGUCGGGGACCAUACGAUUAUGGAUCAAAUGUAUUCUAUCAGGACAAGGACGUCCUACCCAGCUGCCGACAAAGUAGCCUGGGCCAGGGUGCACAGAGUUCGCUACAAGAUUAUUCCACGGAGCACGGCAGAAGUGUGACUCAGGACCCGAAGGGCAACGUUCAGAUUUACCCGUGGAUGCAGCGCAUGAACUCUCACAGUGGAGUUGGAUACGGGUCAGACAGACGAAGAGGUCGCCAGAUCUACUCCCGAUACCAAACUCUUGAACUCGAAAAGGAAUUCCAUUUCAACCGCUACCUGACGAGACGCAGGCGCAUCGAAAUUGCGAACAUGCUGUGCCUCACCGAGCGCCAGAUCAAAAUCUGGUUUCAAAAUCGUCGCAUGAAAUGGAAAAAGGAAAGCAACCUGACCACCACCCUCACAGACACAGGCACGACGGGGACCAGCCAGGAGACGGGCAAGGAGGACGCUGACGAGGCGACUGACGAGAAGAAGGAGUGAGCGUCGACUUCGACAUGCAUUAGCGCAGUACACUUAACCAUCGUGAUGUACGGAUAACUUAAACUACCUAUUGACUACCUUUGUUCGGCACAACUCAUCGACAUGAAAGAAGACAUGAACUGAUUGAAAAUGCAGUGCGGACCCAUCACACAGCCUAUGUGUUCCAUUCCUCCUGAGUUCAAGAAGAGUAACAGACUGUGCGGACAGAAAACAGAUUUAUUCCAGGCUUGCCAUUCCUUUACAUACUUUGGUGGGCUAGUAGCUGUAAAGCCAAACAUGAUUUUACUGUAUUUGCCUUGAAAUAAGGAACACCUUACACCAGUCAUGAGGACAUCUGGCUAUGUGGAGAAAUAGUCACAGGUGAGCGGUUAAAUGGAGAUGAAAUUGUGAAGGAAAGAACUCUACAUUCGCGUUAACUUUUUUAUGCUUAGAUUUCAUAUACUUUUUAUUUUGUUGUAUAAACCAAAAUUCUAUGCUGAAUAGAAUAUUCACUGAACGAUCCAUACUACCUGAGUUGUGAAUAUGUUUGUAAAUAUGACAUAUUUCAAGCCUUGCUCAUAUGUGAGAGUCAAGGAACGCAUCCUGAGGUAAUUACUGUAAUGUUAGUAGGUACUAUAUUUAUGUUUAGAAGUAUACCAAGGUAAAACAUCACAUAUAUGGUCAUAUCAUAAUUCAAAGUGUGUCUUUCAAGUAGUUUUAGAUUACUUAGUUAAAUAAGUGUUGAAUGAAAAGUACGUCACAUCAUAUGUAAUAAAAACUUGUUAUGAAAACUUCGACUCAUGUGAUUUUCUCACUGUUCAUGUUCUAUUCUCCGUCAAUAAAAUGUUCUUUCAAUUCUGAUGAUCAGCAGGAUUACUGAUAAAAUGAUAUUUCCAUAGGACUUUUAGGAGUUUUCAUCUGAGCUGUUCCUGGAAGGGAGCUUCUCUUAAAAGCAAUUAUGGCAACUUCUAGUAACAAUUAUGACACAGAGGAUAACAAAAAGUGAUAUAAAUACGCAAAUAGGCCUUGGAUUUCAAAAACCAUUGCACAAUCGCAACUUUCCGGUUCAAAACGAGAUUUGGCCUCCGAGCGCUGAUGCACAAUGAUUAAAACGAAACAAUGCCUCACAAAAAGAAAGACUGGAAAAUAAAUGAAUAAUUAAAACACCACAGCAAUCAAUUCGCCAGUCUUUCUGGCUAUGAGUAAUAUUUCCAGCUGCCAUGAUAAGGAAACUACAUCUGAUGCAUUAAAGUAAAACCAUAGCGAUACGAUGGUUGCGUGUGUGUUUAUUCAGUUUAUGCUAUCUGCUUGUUAAGCGGACACACACAAGUUGGAGAACUUUCUGGUUCGACAUUAUAACAUAACAGUACCGAAAACAGAUGCCAUAUCGUGUAUAUAUAUGUGUGUAGUCACAGUGAUAUUCAAAACCCGCAUUUCAUAAGAAGUUAUACUCCGACUAUUACCAGCACGACAGUGCGGAAAGGCCGCUGCAACUCGAAGACGUGUUCUGCAUUGUUAGGUCCACAAGACAUAGACUACUGCAAAGAAAACCUUUCUAACAUGCCAUGCGUACACAGAAUACAUCGGGCCCGUGUGGUAUAAACAACGUAUUGUUAUUAUUACUAUUAUUAUUAUAGUCUGCUUUUAAAGUAUCUUAUGUCGCCUUAUAUUGCUAGUGGUUUAAUCUAAGAAUCUACGAAUUUAGAGAACGCUGCAAACGCAGAGUCAAUGAUGAAUAAUCUGUUUCAAAAAUAUAAGCUCACGACGUUUUUUUAGUAUUGCAUAAGAAUUGUACAGAAGAACAAUUCCUCCAAAAGGACAUAAUAAUGACAAAUUAUCUAUUUUUGUCUAAUUUGGAUCCAUGUCUUAACGUACCUAUAGGCCUACGGCUGAGAUGAAUAUACGCGUUUAGGCCUACUUGGAACGAAGGACAUUUCAAGAGACAUUUAGACCCGGAAUAACCAAAAUGAGAAGGACGAGUAAACUGAUUUCCACUCGUGUUAGUUAUAUUUGGUAUAAAAUUGCAUUUACAUAUUUGUGGAAACCAGUGACAGUGGUAGAAAAUUUGCGAAGUGAAGGUAGGCUGUCUUUCGAAAACGUCUGAAGUUUCACAUAAACUUCUGAAAAACAAUGCUCAGGCCACUUGUGCUGAUUCAUGCCAUUAGCGUUUAUUUCACCAUUGAGAUACAUUUAUUGAAAAGCUCCUUAUUGCGUACAGAUUCAUUUCAUAAUAUGAAUACACAUCAAUACAAAAUACUGUACACAAUUACACAAAACAAGUUUUAUACAUAAAUUCCUUUAUGUCUCUACGAUCUUUGGACAUGGCAGCCAUAUUCUGAGUUUGUGUAUCCUAUGUGCGCAUGACUUCGUACGUUUCUCUUUUUUUAAUUUGUGUUGCCAGGUAGAUCCUGAGAACUGUUGAGGUCGUAAGUAGAGGUGGCUUGUGCACAAGCUAUGCUCUUUUCCGUCUCCGGCACCAGGUGACGCUCUCGGCCUUCUGUCCGGCUCUUCCCCUCUGGUGCCC
This is a messenger RNA of Clupea harengus (Atlantic herring), 3595 nucleotides long. RefSeq names its product homeobox C6b (gene hoxc6b). Lineage: Eukaryota; Metazoa; Chordata; Actinopteri; Clupeiformes; Clupeidae. The record is from RefSeq and is a predicted model, not a curated record. Gene Ontology annotation, molecular function: DNA-binding transcription factor activity, RNA polymerase II-specific; RNA polymerase II cis-regulatory region sequence-specific DNA binding. Gene Ontology annotation, cellular component: nucleus. Gene Ontology annotation, biological process: anterior/posterior pattern specification; regulation of transcription by RNA polymerase II.